Messenger RNA from Myodes glareolus (Bank vole), 6246 nucleotides. NCBI's taxonomy places the organism in Eukaryota, Metazoa, Chordata, Mammalia, Rodentia, Cricetidae. The record is from RefSeq and is a predicted model, not a curated record.
CGCCGGACGGGUCAAUGCCAGCCGGAUGAUGACCAGUUGUGGCCAGCGGUCCCGGAACGUUCUCGCAGUAUUCUCUCUGCUGUUUCCUGCAGUACUGUCCGCACAUUUCCGGGUCUGUGAGCCUUACACAGACCACAAAGGCCGCUACCACUUCGGUUUCCACUGCCCCCGGCUCUCAGACAACAAGACCUUCGUCCUGUGCUGUCACCAUAACAACACGGUCUUCAAAUACUGCUGCAACGAGACGGAGUUCCAGGCGGUCAUGCAGGCAAACCUCACGGCCGGCCCCGAGGGCUACAUGCACAACAACUACACAGCGCUGCUGGGAGUGUGGAUCUAUGGCUUCUUCGUGCUCACCCUGCUGGUCCUGGAUCUGCUCUAUUAUUCAGCCAUGAACUACGACAUUUGCAAGGUUUACCUGACCCGGUGGGGCAUCCACGGACGGUGGAUGAAACAGGACCCCCGGCGGUGGGGGAACCCCGCUCGAGCCCCUCGGCCGGGACAGCCAGCCCCACAGCCACAGCCUCCCCCUGGUGUCCUGCCACAAGCACCCCAGGCCGUGCACACGCUGCGGGGAGACACACACAGCCCACCCCUGAUGGCCUUCCAAAGCUCAUCUGCCUGAAAACCCUUUUGCUGUGCCUCAGGAUGGAGGAGGUUAGACCCAGAGCUCCUGGUGCAGCCUCCAAGAACAGCUUCAACCAAGACACCAGGGAGAGCCGGGGCAGUGGCGUGGUAACAGAAGAGGAAAGACCACCUGUGCCCAGACCCCCCUUCCGAGGACUUCUGAGAUUAGGAGCAAACUCAGGGUCCGGGGACAGACAGGGUACAGGAAAGGGGCUCUGAGCCACCUGUCUGCAAGCAAUAGUUCUCUUUUGGGCUGGUGGCUUCUGAGAAGAGACUCGGUGUGGACUGAGAGGAACAACACUUAGCUGCCCUGGCUGGCCCCAGCCAGAAGAAUUUGUGGCCGUGAGUUGUACCAUGGUCCAAACACUGACGUUCCCCCUUCCUCCACUCCCCCCAAUAGUGGCCCCCUUAGGCCUAUCCGUGUCGGAAUAUUGACUGUGAGUGUGUGCGCGCACGUGUGUGUGAUCAGGGUUCUUUCUAUAUGUUCAUUCAGCUAGUGUUUAAUUGAGCCCCGUCGCCACUGGCUGUAGUUUCUCUGAUGGGCACAGGUCACCGUGUGGCUGAAGAGUCUUGCCCAUGCCCUUGUCUGAGGCUCAGGCCUUGCCGUGGUCAGCAGCUGUGAGCUGGGGGAGGGGACAGGCACAGGGCCCAGCCUUCCUGUGCCAUAGGCAGUGGGGAUUGGAGCUUACCAGUGAGGAUAGAUUCUGGUGGGAUCUGUUCCCACAGCAGCAGUAGUAAGGAAAUAUAUCAGCUGGCUUUGGGCAGCCUGGGUUUGGAUGUGUUGUGUGAACCAUCACAGUUCCUAGGAGGUGGGCGUGUAACACCUCUGGAAAUCAUGUAGCCUGGGGAAGGGUGCCACCGUCAUAUGGGCCAGCUCCACAGUUUGGCCCCCGGGUGACAGGAACCCAAGUCCAGGUUUUGAUUCCCGGGGUGUAACAGGCCCCAUAACCCAGGUCCCCCACGGCGGUCAUCGGAGUCCACGCCUGACAUUUUCACAGGAGUGCAGCACACCCACCACCCAGGUCCUUCACCGUCACUGCCUGAGCCUCGCUCACAAGCUCACACUAGCCACACGCCUGCCAUGCACCAGGCCAGGCAAUGGUAAGAUGCAGGGGUGAAGAAUGCCGGGCUCUGCCCUGGGGUGCUGCACGUUGAAGGGAGAAAAAACACACAGGCAGGGUGAAGGCUCCUAAGGAAACCCAGAGCAGAGGGUUCUAUGAGUCUGUCUUCUUAAAAUGGGGGUUUUCCGAGUGAGUCUGGAUACCCGUAACAUCUGCCCACGGAGUUCAUCAUCACCGCCUCCAACCCACUGCCCUCGGGCACACAGAAGGAAAGACAUCCCCCUGAAGUGACCCUGGAACUCUCCAGAGGCCACAUUGUCAAUGUAGACAUGGCCACCCCACCCCUAUCAAUGAGGUCAAAGUGUCCCUGCCUUCAGCCCCAUCACCCAAUCUACUUGAAGCUGAACCCUCACUUUACCAGUGAUAGCCCCACAGGGGCUGGCCACCUGCCCGCCACACACUGUAGGGGAUAGCAAGGGGUAGCAAGGAAGGAAGAGCCAGUGUGGAGGUGCCCAUGGGGACCACAUUGUGGAGACUGUGGGCGGAGGUUUGGAUGGUCGGGGAUAUUUAAGCCUGGGUCCAAAUGACAUGCAAGACCAGCAACGGAUCUAGAGAAGAGGAGCCAAAGAGGGGGCCACGAGAGCCACAUGCCUGUCAGGUUCCUAGACGCAAACAAGCUAGGGUGGCCAGGACAGAGGUCAAGAGAUGGUAACAUAUGUAGAUUUCCAUGGUUACCAUAGUGAUGUGUGCACACAGCGCUUCUCCAGUGAUAGUAUUGUGUGUUGGAGCACAAAGCUCUUUCCGCUCCGGCUGGCUAUUCAUCAUCUCAGCCCCACACGAGGGAGAGAUGGUCCCAUUUGUGGAGAUGGAAGCAGUCACUCUGUCGACUCUAGAGGCCUACUGGGUCAAAGGCCUCUUUCUCUUCACCCAGCCUGUUUCCCUGAGAUGCACUGCUAUGCCCCACACAUAGCCUGGAAAGAUAAUGCUUGGCAUUUGAUUAAAGAUGGGCAUGGACCCUCCCCCACAUGCUGAAGUAUCCUAGGGAGCAGAGCAACCAUUACUCUAAGGGUUAGCAGUGGGCCAGCUGGACCAGCCCAUACCUACAGGCCCCCUGCAGGAAAGGGAAUCCUUCCCCAAGCUGCACAGAUCCUGAUGUCACCUGAAAAAAGAGAUCACAGGCAAGGCCUGGGGCUCUCCUGCCUCAGUUUCCCCAGUAGUAACAGGAAGGAAUCAGACCGGAUGUUGAGGGGACUUCUGGCUUUGGGUGGCUCGGAGAAACACUCUGGCAGUUGCUCGCACAGGGCUCAGGGCUACUAAACAUCCUUCCUCAGACACAAGAGGUCAUGGCCAUGCAGAUAGUAGGGUACUGGGUGGCAAUGGGGUUCUCCAUCAAGAGUCUCUUAGGGAAUAGCUGAAGGUCCCCACAAAGAUUCUGGUUGAUGGUCUGAAUCUCUCAUCUAUGAGGGCCUACCUUGCUCAUAGAUGUGUCUGGGGCUAAGAGUCUAGACUGUCCAGGACACAGGAAUACACCGAUUGCCAGAGGUCAGCAUAGGCUUCGACUUUGCAGCCCUGGGCACCCUGCUCCUUCCCAGCUAGGUGACACUGGCUCACCCAGCUAGUCUCUCCAAGCCUCCUUUCCUCACUUGGAAAACCGGGGUUACAGGGCAGGGUCUUACCCCAUGCCGCUUCACAAAGCUACUGAACGCAAGAGCUGUGUCCAUGCGGAUGUGAGCACUGGGGUGGGAGGCAGGGCCCCAGAUGGCCACGAUGAGAAUCUGUCCCCUGCCCAUGGUGUCUGUGGCUGGCAAAUGUGUCAGUCAGUAGCCUGUCCUGAACAGACACAGAGUGGAGACAAGUUCCUGAAUAUUUAUUGAGCUGUCUCUGCCUCCUCCAGUUCCUGUGUCCCCUGCCCCCGCCUUUUUUCUGUAAGCCUCAGGCCACAGUACACUCCUGUAGCAACAAGUAGCCACAGGAAGCAGAGAAGCUGGUGACACCAUGUGCUCAAGGAGGGCCAUGGGACAUCUUGUGUCUGUCUGACCUUUUCUCACUGGGAGCUGUAUGUCCUUAGUAAGCAGUUUUAUGCCCUGUCAUCUGCCUUCUGGGACCUCCAUUCAGAGCUCCUCCCUGGCGGGCUGUAGUCACCAGGGAAAUGUCUUUCUCCUCCAUUGUGGGAGUGGCCAAGCAUCUGAUGGUGACUGUCACCAGUGUGCAACAGCACUUCAUCCAAACAGGAGUGCAUGCACACACACACAUACACACGCACACAUACACACGCACACACACACACAAAUGUGCAUACCCAUGAGCACACACGUUUACACAAUAUGUAUGCAUGCAUUCAUACACAUAAACAUAACUUGUGCAUGUUCAUGUGUUCACACAUACACACGCACAUUCACAUCUGUACAAAUAUGCAUAUUUCCAUAUGUACACAUGUAUGCUCAGACGUAUGAGUGUAAUUUACACAUGUUUACAUGCUCAGUAAUAAACACCUGUGAACACAUACACACUAUAGAUGAGAAUAUAGACUUCCAUGUAUGCAUAUCCACCCAUGUAUGCCACGUGCACAUAUUCACACGUGUUCACAAAUACACUCACAUAUAUACAUAUAUACCUACAUAUGAACCAAUACAUACAUGCACACACAUGAUGUUGAUCUAGUUCCUUGAAAACACUGAUACAAACAGUGAUGUGUUCUGCUGUGUGCCCAGGGCAGGGCCACUUCCUAGAUCAUCCAAAAAACCCAUCAGGCAUCUUUAGCCCCAAAGUGGAAAGAAGGGUUUGAGGUACCAGGAAUACAAGCCAGGGAUGGUGGUUGAGGUGACCUUCAGUCAAGAGCUGGUUCUCACUCGUCCUGUUUAGUGCCCCUCCCCAGGUCCUUACAAAUAGCAGGAUAUGAUGUGGCUAUGCCCUGUGUUGACUGCCACCAGCCCCCACUCCUGUCCACACCAGGACAAGCCCCACUUGGCAUUCCAGCCAUUGUCCUCUGAACAACUCCUUACAGCUGGUCCCCAGCUCUGCAAGAGCUUGUGAGAGGAUCCAGAGCCUCAGGCUUCCAGACAUUUCUUAUUGGCUUGUUUAAUUUUUCCAUCUGGCUGCUUGGUUCCCACUAACAGGAAUUGCUUGGGAGGUAAACAUGAGAUUCCCCAGGCAUCUGGGCACAGGUGACUAUCUGAGUGGCCUCCCGGGCAUUUCUUGUGUGUGUGAAGGGCAGGGAGCCAGCACAGCUUCUGCCAGGGAGCUCUGCCGGGGCAGCAGCGGCCUCAGACUGAGUCACACAGCUCACCAUGUGGGUGCCAACGUCUGCCUUGUCAGAGGACCAGGAAGAGAUGAUGUCACAGGGCAAAAGUGGUGCCCCGAACCCUCUAGAAAACAAGCUUUUAUGUCUACUGUGUGUCGGGUGCCAUCACGGUUUCCUAUCCCUUCUGUAGCCUCAACAAUGUGCCUGCGUUUUGUGGGCUGUGGUUGGGAAGAUUGGCAGCUGGGGCCAUCAGCAUAAGGACUUGUACCACCCACACACUGCACAAAUCCUCAGCUGUUCGGCGGACACUUGCUGAGUAGCCCCUGCCACUCUCUGUCGCCAGUGUCCACUGGAAGUCCCUCCUGUGUCUAGACGGGUUCCGUCAGAGAACAUGGAGUGUCCCCGUGAGAGGCUGGGGUCCACCGCUACGGACCUGACUCGCCGUGCCUAACAGAAACACUCCUAUUUGCAAAAUAAACACGGGGACGUUUAUCUAUCCCUCCCACAAAAGUGACCUUGGAGGUGGCAUUGCCUGUCCUGCCCCACCCUGUUUUCAGUCCAAAUUCCUGCCUGGUAGUCGGUGCUAGAAAUGCUUGGUGAGUGAGUGGGUUUAACCAUUAGUCAGUCACUCAGUGGUUAACACUCCUAUCUUUAUGUCAAAACUCUGACCCGUUUACCCUUGACAAACUCACACCACCCUCCAAAACAUACAGAGUCCCCUUGUCAGCGUUAACCUUAAUCAUGGGACCAGCAGCUGGAGUCACGGGUCCACCACGGCCUCCCAUUUGGUCACAGCCUGUACUUGACUAGGGUUGACUCUCCGGCUUGUGUCUCAGUUUCUCACACCCAGUCUCUUUCUGUUACUCCCCAUAGUCUGUGUUCAAGCGAGGGGGCUAUGUCCCCCAUCUCAUAUCCACAGGUGAGCGUGUGGGCAACGUGCAAUAACCAACAAAGCUGCAGGGGGAAGAGCCCGGCCACCCUAGAGGGGCAAGGGACCUCCCUACAAAGGACUUGUUUCUCCCUGGGUCAGUGGGACAAAGCCAGGUAGGCGGGGUGGGGCAGGAAGGUGUCUCUAUGCUAGAAGCUCCAGGCUCAUGUUGAGAAGGCAUGGGGGAGCCUCUCUCAGAGCCCAUGACCGGGAAAACCAAAAUAAGAACGAAAAACAAAAACCUGAUAUCAGAUAAUUGUCCCCCUUCCGAAUUUGAUGUAUUAGCGGCGUGUUUACACCGAUGCUGUCUCGCUGCGUUUGUCUUUCUAUAUAGUGGUUUUUAUAAUGACGUCCUUAGUUUUAAUAAAGGAGAAGUCAAGUUAACUGUU